AUGUCUCCAUAUCAGGCUGUUUUUGGAAAACCUCCAAUUAUGAUACCCUUUUACCCGAGGGGAAUGAUUAAGUUAGAAGCUAUUGAUACAAUGCUGCAACAGAGGAAUGAGAUUUUAGCUCAACUCAAACUCCAUCUUCAAAGGGCUCAGAACCGUAUGAAGGUUCAGUUUGAUAAGCACCACAAAGAACAUUCCUUCAAUAUAGGAGAUCAAGACCGGGCCCGUUUACAACCGUAUAGGCAAGUGACAGUUGAGAGGAGAGCCAACCAUAAACUUGCUAAGAGAUUCUUCGGUUCUUUUGAAUUUCUCAGGAGGUUGGGAGCCACUGCAUAUGAACUGAAAUUGCCUUCAGGGAGUCAAAUUCAUCCUGUGUUUCAUGUAUCACAAUUGAAACCUUGUGUGGGCCCUUUGCCAAUUGUGCCAAAUCCACUGCCUUCAUCAACGGUUGAUAACCGUCCUGUUCAAGUACCAGUAGCCAUCUUGGGCAUGCGUCAUGUAUCUUGCCACGGGAGUCUUUGGUGCAAUGGUCAAAUUCGAUUCCUGAAGAUUCCUCGUGGGAGAAAGAACAGGAUUUGCAUCACUAUUACCCAUCUCUUGACCUUGAGGACAAGGUCAUUGUUGAAGGAGAGGGAAAUGUUAGGCUUAGAAGAUCGAAUAGGGACAAAAAGCAUUCUACUAGACUAG
Gastrolobium bilobum is the source of this 684-nucleotide messenger RNA. RefSeq lists its product as uncharacterized. The transcript has a single exon. Bases 1 to 684 code for a protein of 227 amino acids. Lineage: Eukaryota; Viridiplantae; Streptophyta; Magnoliopsida; Fabales; Fabaceae. The record is from RefSeq and is a predicted model, not a curated record.